This is a messenger RNA of Megachile rotundata (alfalfa leafcutting bee), 663 nucleotides long. Its product is annotated as E3 ubiquitin-protein ligase RNF181-like. The record is from RefSeq and is a predicted model, not a curated record. Gene Ontology annotation, molecular function: ubiquitin protein ligase activity. Lineage: Eukaryota; Metazoa; Arthropoda; Insecta; Hymenoptera; Megachilidae. Gene Ontology annotation, biological process: protein ubiquitination. Gene Ontology annotation, cellular component: cytoplasm.
UCAAGCUAUCUAGAAUGUCUCUAUUCAUAGAUUUAACCAAUAUGUGCUGAAAACGUGUGACUUGAAGUUUUAGAAUGAUUGACAGGUAAAGUGAGUGAGUACAUACCAAGUUUAACGCAUUGAUAGAAGAGUGUUGAACGAUAACAUAACUAUUUGGUGUUGAAACAAAAGUGUGGUUUUAAAGAUUCUGUUAAAAAUGUCGGACUAUUUUGAGGAAAUGGGAUGGACACCGUUGGGAGAUGGUGAAGCACCGAAUCAUUUAAUACAAAUGGCUAGAUUGUUACGAGAUUUUGGUAUGUGGGAUUUGUUGGGACAAACAACGAGGUUACCACCACCCGCGUCAAAAUUGGCGAUCAAAAAUUUACAAGAAGUCGAGAUUGGUCCGUCAGAUUCGAAAGAGUGCCCUGUCUGUUUAAAAGAAUUCGAAGCAGGAAUAGUAGCAAAACGCAUGCCGUGUAAACAUAUUUUUCAUCAAGAAUGUAUAAUACCGUGGUUAGAAAAGACGAAUUCGUGUCCACUCUGCAGAUAUCAGUUACCGACUGACGAUGAGGAAUACGAAAUGUACAGACAGGAAAAACAACGCGCAAUUGUCAGGGAAAAAGAUCUGGAAACUUUACACAAUUCAAUGUUUCUAUAGAAAUAUAUGUAUAUUUUGUUUAUAAA